This is a messenger RNA of Conger conger (European conger), 2049 nucleotides long. RefSeq names its product sperm associated antigen 7 (gene spag7). NCBI's taxonomy places the organism in Eukaryota, Metazoa, Chordata, Actinopteri, Anguilliformes, Congridae. Bases 67 to 753 code for a protein of 228 amino acids. Gene Ontology annotation, molecular function: nucleic acid binding. The transcript is spliced from 7 exons. The record is from RefSeq and is a predicted model, not a curated record.
CCCUUUAACAGCUCAGAACGGGUCCCUUUAAUCAGCCCGCUUCCGGUGCUGGUCAUUCAGUCCAAAAUGGCGGACCUCCUGGGCUCGAUCUUGAGCUCGAUGGAAAAACCUCCCACUGUCGGCGAUCAAGAGAGUCGACGGAAGGCCAGGGAACAAGCGGCCAGAAUGAAGAAGAUCCAGGAGGAGGAGAAGAAGAAGAAGGCAGAGUUCCGAAAAAGGAUGGAGAAGGAGGUGUCAAGUUUCAUCCAGGACAGCACUGUUCAGAAGAAAAAGUAUAACCCCAUGAGCAAAAUCGAAAGGAGCAUCCUCCACGACGUGGCGGAGGUCGCCGGCCUGACAUCCUUCUCGUUUGGUGAAGACGAGGAGAGCCGAUACGUCAUGAUCUUCAAGAAGGAGUUUGCUCCAUCAGAUGAGGAGUUGGAGGCGUACCGUAAGGGGGAGGAGUGGGACCCACAGAAAGCAGAGGAGAGGAGGAGACUGAGGGAGCAGGCAGCAUUGGAUGCGCAGUCAGCCAAUCAGACGGAGACACAGACGGCCUCUCCCAGCUCCAACUACAGGGACAAGUACAGCCACCUGAUUGGCACAUCAGCGGCCAAGGACGCCGCCCACACCCUGGAGGCCAAUCAGGCAUACGGAUGUGUUCCAGUCGCCAACAAGAGGGACACACGCUCCAUCGAGGAGGCGAUGAAUGAAAUCCGUGCCAAACGGCUGAAGAGAGGCGAGGAAGAGCGCGGAGCCACCAGCAGCUCCUGAGCGUGUGUGUGUGUGUGUGUGUGUGUGCGUGUGUGUGUGUGUGUGUGUGUGUGUGUGUGUGUGUGUGUGUGUGUGUGUGGAAGGAAGUACACUGAGAUCGAGCUGGCGAAGGCAAAAAGGGGAGGGGGGGGUGAUUUUAGAGUUUUUAAUUCCCAAAUUGUGUUAUUAUACCUCCGUCUCUAUCAAAGCCCACUGUUACUGGUGAUGCUGCAUCCUCACAUGCAGGAGAGAUGCACCCUGGGAGAAACCUGCACUUGCUCUGUGUUUGUCCCCUACCCUACUAGUUGUCACUGUAACCUAUAGCCCCGCCAUCUUCCUGAAGUCAGUGUGUGCUUUUCCUCAUGAAAUUGCUUUUAACUGCUAGCGAGCUGGAAGGGGGGGGGGCAGGGGGGCAGGGGGGCAGGGGGGCAGGUGGUAGUCUUGAAUGCUUUGGUUCCUUUUAUUUUUUUUAAAUAGCCUGUGAAUUCUGAAGAGCUCUUUAAUUGAGUGGAGUCAUUUUUUGAUCACUGCCGCCCCCUAGUGGCGGGUUACUGUAACGUAGGGAGGUUCUGAAGCGUUUUUAACUGUCCAGCUGCCAGUGAAUCUACCCUCGUAUUAAACUUUGUCGUUGUCGAGUCUUUUUUUUCUUCUUUUUUUUUUUUCUUUAGUUUAAAAUGUUAGUAUUGGUCCUAAUUAACGUUCCUCUCGACCUUAUCGAUGUGGGAGCGGACGGCUUGAUGUGUGUUUGUGUGUGUGGACGAGAAUAGGUGGUUGUCGUUUUCUCCUCUCAAUCUGCUUUUCUUCGUUCUUUUAAAAUUUGAUUUAUGCCGUUGUUUGGGCCGGAGAAGACGUCUCUCCUCCGAAGCGUCCUGUGGGCGCAUACGUGGUUAAACGGCUGCAGGUCUGGAUGGUGCAGCAGAUUAUGUGAUUUCAAGAAGGAAAGGGGGAACGAUGUGUAAUUUUGAGUCUUUAAAACGAGAGCGUGAAGAAACGGGUCUGAUGAGAAGGUUAAUGUUGACGCAGGUCGGGAGGCAGUGGCGGGAGCACGCCCCCUGGUGGCUCGUCCAGGAACGAACAGUGAAACCUGUUUACUGUGACGCCGCUACACUGCUUCUUUUCUCUUUUAAAAAUGAAAUAAAUAAAUAAAUCUCUAGUCUCUUAUUUUCUCAUCCCUGCCCUGUGACAGGUGGGGUGAUUUUCAGCAUUUUACUGUUGUGUGCUUCCCUUUUACCUAAACAGUAACUUAUUGGCACAUUUAUAGCGUUUUUGUUUUCUGCUUGUAUGUAUUUCUGGAUGAAUAAAGAGGCUGAGAAACGG